Molecule: messenger RNA, 1509 nt
Organism: Dibothriocephalus latus
Lineage: Eukaryota; Metazoa; Platyhelminthes; Cestoda; Diphyllobothriidea; Diphyllobothriidae
Source: the annotation of a GenBank genome assembly
AUGAUAAGGCUGCGUAAUGCCAUCGCUCUUUGCCUCGUCUGUACACAAUCAUUCAUCUGCGCAUCACAACUACAACUGUUACGACAGCCAGAAGAUAAUGAACGCGAACGGGAUCAAAAGCAAAGGGUUCUGCGUAAUGACAUUCAGCGCCUUCUAUCCGAAAGCGACUGGCCCCAGGGUGAGCCUUUCAUGCAAAAUAGAACGCUCUUCAACACCACUCUAAUCGGCAAAGAAAAUUAUACAAGUUACUGGCAUUUGUCGGCUGAUGCGCCUGUGGCUGAAACGUUGGACGCUGCGCAACGCAUUCAUGUCCCCAAGUUCAUUGAGGGAAAGAUGGCAGCUGUGGCUGAAGGCGAUCGAGGUGGUCAAUGCUUCUGUCCUGGAACAAAUACCUUUCCCAGCCACCUCGUCCCGGCACCUAUUUUGAUCACCGUUAUGGGAUGCGUAUUCAUUGCCCUAAAUAGUGUUUGGGUGUUUCGGAUAUUUUUUCUAAAGCGCAGCCUCUGUCGUUCGGCAAAUUCUGGGGAACCUAAAUACAGCCUGACUUCCAGCUCCUACGACACGUCUCAUCAACUGAGGUCUAAAGCUCAAUGCUAUGAACGGCUGGUGGACAUCUAUCUGAGUCUGCACAUUCAUGCCACACUUACUGUGAUCAUCUUCUUUCUUCUUCGCAUGUGUUUACACACAGUUUUGCAUGCAUGCGCAAUGUGUCUACUGUUAGCAAGAAAACGGAAAAUGCAUCAAGUUGGAAAUCGGCAGACCACGGUGCUCCUCUACGACCUCGCAAAUGGUGGGUCACAAUCUGUCGCUGAUAGGAUGAAACCCACUGACGGUCCUUCCUCUGCACAUUUUAUCAUUCAAAGCCCCAACGGUGAUAGUCGGAGAGGCCUUCAAAUAGGACGAGUGGCCAACCAUCCUACCUACGGCAGUAUCGCAUUACGACUGCUUGGCUGUCUCCAUUCGUUGACCAUUCUGACCAGCUUAUGUGUAAGCGGACUGGUAGUUUGCGGUUUUCGAAUAGCGCAGGCAUCCCUUUCAGGCAUCAACACAGUCGAGGAAACCAACUUUUCUGAUCUCACUGAACCCCUACUUUCCCCUGCACCACCAAUGCGAUACGAUAUCAUCGAGAAGAUUACAAAUCUUUUGGAGAUAUUGACUAUUGGACUAGUUUAUCCACUUUAUUCCAUCUGCCUUUCAACCAGGCGGUUUUCGCCAGAUGCCGACGUACAGGCAGCCUCCUCAGCUUCUAGUCCGAAGUACGUCUGCGAACCCUCGGUAGGAUUUCCAGCGGCUCAAAGGAGGCCGUCUCUGACAAUGGCAGCAGGAACUGGUUUUGUAAAACCAAAAUCCCAAAUUCCAGCAAAAGCUUUACUUGAAAUUCCAUCUUACACACGUUGCCAGUUCUAUGCUUCACUCAAAACGGAUGAUAAAAAUGAACGGGUGAUUGUUGAACCCGGCAGUGCACCUGACUCAAUUCUCUUUCCUCUUGACAACUGCGAAAUAAAAUAA